CUAGCAGAGAUGGACGUGUUCAAUGUACAGGAACUCUCCUUUUCUCUCGUCCGUGAUCAACCUUACCUGUCUGCCUUCCUCCUCGUGAUGGGAUCCAUUGGUGUUGGUCGCGUCAUCUACCAAACCCUUUCAGUUUUUCUGCAGACAUUUAUCCUACCGGGAACGAACCUCAGGAAGUUUGGCGCGAAGAAGGGUGCUUGGGCUGUCGUCACAGGAGCGACUGAUGGUAUUGGCAGGGAAUUCUCGCUUCAGUUGGCAAAAGCGGGCUUCCACGUUUUCCUCGUUGCUAGAAACGAGGCACUGCUUGCGUCUACGGCUGCGGAAAUAGAACAAAAAUAUGGAGUAUCUACUGCAACGCACUCCAUCGACUUUUCAAAGGCUGAUAAAUCAGCCUACAAUUCUCUCGGAAGUUCCCUCGGCAGUGUAGACGUCGGUGUCUUGGUGAACAACGUUGGGAAAUCCCAUGCUAUGCCCGCUUAUUUUGUGGAUACUCCCGAGGAGGAGAUGUCCGAUAUUGUGUCAAUCAAUGUGCAGGCGACUCUGCAGGUUACCCACUCGGUCCUGCCCGGCAUGGUUCAGCGAAAACGCGGGUUGAUUCUUAACGUUGGAUCGUUUGCGGGUGCUGUGCCAUCGCCCAUGCUUGCAACAUAUUCAGGGACCAAAGCGUUCCUCACUACGUUCUCAAGUGCGUUAGGCGAGGAGGUCAGAAAGGACAACAUUACUGUCGAACAUUUGAACACCUAUUUUGUUGUGUCGAAGCUCUCCAAGAUCCGCAAAGCGUCGGCCCUCAUACCUAAACCAGAUGCCUAUGUUCGUUCUGUAUUGUCAAAGAUCGGUCUGCCGUGUGGUGCUAGCUACAGUGGUCGACCGAACACGUCAACUCCGUUCUGGUCACACGCGCUUCUGGACUACGGCCUGACGUUGAUUGGGCUUCAGAGUGCAUUCAUCAGUUAUACGCACGGCCUUCACAAGGAUAUCAGACGGCGUGCGCUGCGAAAGAUGGAGAGAGAUGCGAAGUUACAGUGACGGUAUGGUGAUUGUUAGAAUACGUAUUUUUGCUUGUUUGUGUUGGAAUGCGAUUGCAGCAUGUCCAUUGUG
Messenger RNA from Laccaria bicolor S238N-H82, 1098 nucleotides. RefSeq lists its product as uncharacterized. The transcript is spliced from 7 exons. Gene Ontology annotation, molecular function: ketoreductase activity. Bases 10 to 1026 code for a protein of 338 amino acids. Gene Ontology annotation, cellular component: endoplasmic reticulum. NCBI's taxonomy places the organism in Eukaryota, Fungi, Basidiomycota, Agaricomycetes, Agaricales, Hydnangiaceae. Gene Ontology annotation, biological process: fatty acid elongation. The record is from RefSeq and is a predicted model, not a curated record.